UUUAAUUUUAAAUGAUAAAACUUUAGUAAAAUACGAAAUAUUGUUUAUUGAUUCUUUGUUUUAUUUUGUAAAGAUAAGUAAUUUGUACGGCAAGUGCAAGCGAUAACGAUUAAUGAGUCGUCGUUGAAGUUUAUAUAUUUUAUUGCGAGUAAUUUAACGAAAUUAAAAUGAAAAUAAAAAGAACUCCCCAACGAAGUAACAGCGAGAGUCCCAGCAAAAAAGCUAAACAUAUAUUUAAUAAUGAUUAUUUUGAAAAUAUAUUAGAUGAAAGCGGUUUACAAUUACACAAUCCUCCUCAGAAGUGCAUAGCUUCAAAUGAAACUGUAACACUUAUCCGAAAUAUAAAGAAGAAUUUGCAAAAACACAAAAACUAUCCUCGAAACGUAUCAGAAUUUUUCGAAAAUUUAAAAGAACGCUGCAAUGAUCCAGCAUACUUGAAGCACUACUUAUUUCCGAACAUAGUUAGAGUAGCGGGCGACAAUUCCAGUGAAUUUUCAGUAAACGACAGUCUCAUUAAAAUCUUGUUAAAUGUUCCGAUAAUUCAAAGUAAACUUAUCGAUUAUAUUUUUGAAAAAGCUAUCGAUUUCGCCGCAGACUCUAAAUGUGGACAGUGGAUACAAAUGAUAUUAAAAUGUUUUUCAUCGUUAGAUAAUAUCGUCGAUAGUGAAAAAAUCUCCAAAAAUCUUAUCAAUCUCUUGGAUGUUACUUCAGAAAAUAUGGUGCGCUUAGAAAUUAUAACAGCCAUCCCAGACAUUAUCGGAGAUCAGGCUCAUGAAAAUAUAGCAAAUGAGAUGAGUCGAAUCUUAAGUGAAGACCAUGAUCUCGUUCCCGCUAUUUUAGAAUGUCUGUCGUAUCUCUGUUUACCAGAUGAGCAGUACCAAGAACUGCAAAAGAAAACAUUAAAUAUAUUAAUGUCAUUACCAAAAUGUAAUUACUUUCCUAAUUUCAUCAAAUUUCUUUUGAUACCUGGCCGGACUAGUGAUGUUGCAUAUUUUGAAGCUGUCCAAGGACUGAGAAACGCUCUAGGAUGGCCAACAUCCUUUGAAAAACCCCAAGAUAUUGCUUCUAGUCAAGUUCUUACAUGUACUGCCAUAAGAAAUUCUAUGAUAUCAUCUAAAGUCAUUGCCAAUGCUUGGGUUAAAUUAGUUUCCAACUGUCAACAUAGUACUGACCACAGACCUAUCGAUUUUGUCAUUAUACUGAUAUUGUUCUCAAUAUCCGAAGAAAAACAAAAGCAGGUAGAGAAUAUAAUUAAAAAACAAAUAAAAUUAAAUAUUUUAAAUGAAGAUUUACUGAAUGAUGCUUUUGAAAAGUUUAAACCGAUCUUAAAAGAUUAUUUAAAACAUUUAUUAAGCUUAACAAAUUCCCUUUUAAAAACUAGAGGUGAUGUUGAGAUUCAAAAUUUUGCUUCUCACAUUUAUACAUUGAUGUUUUCUAAACUCCGUGAUUGUUGCCAGACUGUUGUCGCUGAACUGCUCCAACUGGGUUUGGAUAGCAAACAGUGCGUUAUGAAUAUACUAACAAUCUUUAACAGUGUCGCAGUUAAAGAUAUGUCAUUGUUGAAGCCUCAGAGUAAUCAAAUGUUGACUUUACUCGACAGGAUGGAUGAUAUGACAUUAUCAGAAAUAAGAGCCGUUAUGAAUUUAAUAUGUGGUCUUGCAUAUAGUUACGAAAAUUCGGUUAUCAGAGAUGAUAUACAUAUGAUUGUAAGAAAAGAAUUAGGAAGCUCGAAUCCUGUUGUAAAGAUUCAAGGUAUCCUUGCCGGUGUACAUGCUGUGAAAUAUUUGAUGGUUUCCAAAGAUGAAGAUCAUCCAGUAGAUUCUGUUGAUGAUGUAAGUUAUGGAACCAUUAGUCAUUUGCCAGAGGGUGACCUCCGAGAGGCAGCUCAAAUAAUUGAAUUAAUAAGUCGCAGUACAAGACAAUUUCCAGACAUGAUAGCAUUUUUUUAUGAUGAAUUAUAUAAAGUAGUGCAGUCAUCAACAUUUAUUAACAUACAAUUUCUUAAUUGGCUUACUGAUGCAGUGACUAAUGAUCUACAGCAAAAUUUUAUAGUUGAUUGUGUUGAAAGUGCAAAUAUUGAAGAUAUAAAACUGGACAUGCUGUACUGUCUCAAUACAGACAGUGAAAUGGAUGAAGUUAUAGCCAUUAAUAUAGGUGGAUUGACAUUGAAGCCUAAGCAAGAUGUCAGUAUUAAUAUAUUGUCUCCACUUUUUCAACUUGUACAAGCUUUGCAUACAAAAAAAUAUGAUGGAAAUUUGUCAAGUAUUGAUGCUUUGUUAGGAUGUCCAAUUGUAAUGCCAGUUGUAGAUAUUGACUUCAUUGAAAAUAUGAGUAAUACAACCAUUUCAAAUAUUUUAGAUUGUUACGUUCAUUGUGUUAAUUGGUUUCGCGAACUUUUGAAUGCAUUCGCUUCUCAUAAUGAUCCAGCCUUAAAGCCGAAGAUUUUAAAUAGAGUUUUAAAUAUAGAAAAACUAGAAAACAUGAUAGAAGACAUUUUGGCACAAAGUAAUAUAGGCUAUAAAGCACCAGUUAGUACUUUUAAUUUAAAUAAUAGUAACAUGCAGAUACAUGAGAAGAAAAAUGUUAAACUGCAGAGCAGUAAAUCAAAAACACAAAAAAAGACACAAGAUGUUUCAAUUCAAAGCGAAGGAAUUAAAACGCAAUCCAGUGUUCGUAACAAUAAUAAUGCAAUUAAAAAUAAAAGUCUCAUCCAGAAUAUUCCAUUUAGACCAUUUAGCUUAAAAUUGCUUAAUCUCUUGAAAAUUGAAUUGACGAGAGAUAAAGAACCUGAAAAAACGUUGACUAUUCAAACUUUUACUUUUAUUCUAAAACAUAUAAACAAUAAUAUAGAAAAUGUAUUGAUUUCUAAAAUUAAAAGAAAAACAUUAUUUUCAAAACAAGAUGAUUCUGAAGCUUAUGAUCAUAGCAAGGCAAGGGAGUGUGCAGAAUUAAUCAAUGAAGUGUUACCUAAACUAAUGGACCAUAUGAAGUUUAUUACUACAUACCUAGAUGAUCAAUACUUUAAUGAAAUGGAACAAGAAAAUAAAGAUGUUAUGUAUGAAAAAGAUAUUUUAGAAUAUCUUUGUGGUCUUGAAAAUAUAUUCAGUCUGUGUACUAUAUAUUUAAAAUGGAUUGGCUUUAAAAAUCAUCACAAAGCUUUGUUUAAAGAUUCUCUACGAGUAAUGGCCAAUUUGGAUAAUAAAAGUUCUAGUUUCGUGCAAGAUUUACUAUUACAUGUUGCAAAAGAUUUACAAAAGCAUGAAAAGUAUUGUAUUCAGCUCACUACUGCUUUAGCUUUAUUUGAGUACUUUAAAGCAAUUCAAGAAUAUUCUUCUAGUCCUACGCUAAUGCAAAUCGUAAGAGAUCUAGCUAAAAAGUUUCUUUCAAAACAGUGGAAAACAUUAGAUGGUAUUGCUGAAAAGGGACUUUUUCUUAAUACAUGUAUUGAUAACUUUGCUAAGGUGUAUUUCACAAAUAAUCCAAUGUCAGAACUGAAAAAUAUAACACUAUUAAUAGUUAAUGAUGUGAAACAGAUGGUGACUAUUCGGAAUAGUACAUUGAAUUCAAUUCAAAGUAUUAAUAAGUCUAAUUUUCCUAUUUUAUAUAGGAAUUUAGGAAGUGCUGUUUUAUUAGCAACUGAAACACAAAUAAAUAAAAGGUUAACUAAUAGUGAACAUUUAGAUUUGUGGAAAAAUGUUUGGCUGAGUUUGAAAUGUAUGUGUGAAAUUGCAAAAACUCUGGACAGCAGGAACAACUUAGUUUCCUUUUUUAAAAGAUCACUUCCGAUUGUAAAGUUAUUUAUAAGCCAUGGAAUACCCAUAGUAGAGUUGGAAUUCAAGAGUAAGACACAAGAAAUACUUGAGCUAUUGAAAAUUUUGCAACAAUGCACAAGAUUUCUGCAGUCGUUGUGUUGUCAUUCUAGAUUGAAAAAGGACACAGCUUUGAUUAAUAAAGUACCGUAUGUGAAGCAACUACUUGAAACUCUACUUUACAAAGUAAAAGCUAUGUUAGCUGCAAAUAAUUGUUCUGAGGCAUUUUGGAUGGGAAAUCUUAAAAAUAAGGACAUUCAUGGAGAAAUAAUUGCAAGUCAGGAAAGUGGUGAAGAAGAUGUGGCAGCAGAAGAUUGUGAUGAGCAAUUACCUGAAGAUGAUGAUAGUGAUGAUACAGAUGAUGAAAUGCUUAAUCCUAGUUCAAGAAGUAUCAGUGAUAUAGUUUGAUAAGUGUUUUGUUUAUUAUACAUACAUAAGUUUUGAUUGUUACUUUUAAAAUAUGUGCAUUUAAAUAAAGAACUAUAUUUGUACA
Melitaea cinxia (Glanville fritillary) is the source of this 4302-nucleotide messenger RNA. It is a transcript of the gene FANCD2, whose product is annotated as Fanconi anemia group D2 protein. The record is from RefSeq and is a predicted model, not a curated record. Gene Ontology annotation, biological process: mitotic intra-S DNA damage checkpoint signaling; interstrand cross-link repair; homologous chromosome pairing at meiosis. Gene Ontology annotation, cellular component: nucleus; condensed chromosome. Gene Ontology annotation, molecular function: DNA polymerase binding. The transcript has a single exon. The coding region runs from base 168 to 4217 and encodes 1349 amino acids. NCBI's taxonomy places the organism in Eukaryota, Metazoa, Arthropoda, Insecta, Lepidoptera, Nymphalidae.